Messenger RNA from Drosophila mojavensis, 878 nucleotides. RefSeq lists its product as uncharacterized. NCBI's taxonomy places the organism in Eukaryota, Metazoa, Arthropoda, Insecta, Diptera, Drosophilidae. Bases 21 to 839 code for a protein of 272 amino acids. The record is from RefSeq and is a predicted model, not a curated record. The transcript has a single exon.
GCAUUCGAAUCUAUAGCAAAAUGCAAUUCACAAUCAAUCAAAACUCACAAGGAGCAAGAAUGUUGCCUCUUCUCCUGCUGGCUCUGGUAGUUGCAGUCGGAUGCAGUGCGUCCGAGGAGAAGACGCUGCCGAAGCGUAGCAUUGGCGAUGUAUCCAUUCCCUGGGCAGCGACGAGUGGCGGACAGUUCGGCAGCGCCUGGAACACUGGCGGCUGGGCUGGCCAUCUGGCGGGCAGCAGUGCCGCCUGGAGUGCUGGCCAUGCUCCGCUGAAGACUGCCCCAUCGCCCAGUGAAGUGGCCAAUGCCAUUGCGGCUGCCAAGCAGGCGUCGGCCAAUGUGCUGAUUGCCCAGCAGCAGAUGCAGGCGGCCAAGGAGAACGUGCUGAACCAGCAGCGCAUUGCCAUGGAGAAGGAGACCCAUGCCGCACUCCUGACCCAGAAGUCGGAGGCAGCUGCGGCCAUUCAGCGCUCGGAGGCGGCCUCUGCUGCCUCGGCUGUGGUGCUGGCCCAGCAGCGUCUGGCCGCCUCCAAGGCAGCCGUUGCCUAUCAGCAGCGCAUCGCCGCCGCUCGCGAGGCUGAGGCUGCUUCGGCGCUGCAGCGCUCCGCUCAUGCUGCCGCCGCCGAGAUCCAGAAGACCGAAUACGAAGCAGCCAAGUUCGGACAGUUCACACGUAACGGCAAUGCCGGCGCAGCCCAUCACCUGACGAUCAUCAAGGAUGCCGCACUCUCGCCCAUCACUGCCGGCACGAAUCAUGUGCCCAAUCUGGAGACCAUUGGCCUGACACCCUGGCUGCAUGGCAAUGCCCACCACAAGCCAACUCCCGGCUCUGCCUGGUUGUAAUACGAACAGACCUGAUUAUCUAAAAGACCUGAUUAUCUA